CUAGCUUAGUUAGCGGCCGCUGGAAACAAAACCGGACUGCCCCUUCAAGCAAGUUCUCAUGUUACCUUGUCAAACCUUGGCUUUAUGCAAUUACGCUUUGGGCUAAAUAUCUGCUAACAUUUUCGGACCUUUUAUUAGUUUGACUCGGAGGCUAAAAGCUUCGUGGACAAGAUGGGAGUACCGAAAUUUUACCGAUGGAUCUCGGAGCGCUAUCCUUGUCUUAGUGAAGUUGUCAAGGAACAUCAGAUUCCAGAAUUUGACAAUCUCUACCUGGACAUGAAUGGGAUCAUCCACCAGUGUUCCCACCCAAACGACGAGGAUGUUCAUUUUCGCAUUUCCGAGGAGAAGAUAUUUGCAGACAUCUUCCAUUACCUGGAGGUGCUCUUCAGAAUCAUCAAGCCACGCAAGGUGUUCUUCAUGGCUGUGGACGGCGUGGCACCGAGGGCCAAGAUGAACCAGCAGAGAGGACGGAGAUUCAGGUCUGCCAAAGAAGCUGAAGAAAAGAUAAAAAAGGCUCUGGAUAAAGGAGAGGUGCUGCCCACAGAGGCUCGCUUCGACUCCAACUGCAUCACUCCUGGUACCGACUUUAUGGCGAGACUUCAAGAGCAGCUCAAGUAUUUUGUCUACAACAAACUCUCCACUGACAAGAUGUGGCAGAAAGUCAAAGUCUACCUGUCUGGACAUGAGACACCGGGCGAAGGCGAGCAUAAGAUCAUGGAGUUUAUUCGCGCGGAGAAAGCGAAGCCUGGUCACAACCCCAACACCCGACACUGCCUGUACGGCCUGGACGCUGACCUGAUAAUGUUAGGUUUGACCAGCCAUGAACCCAAUUUCUCGCUGCUCAGAGAGGAGGUCCGCUUUGGAGGGAAGAAAUCCCAGAAAAGGAUAACGGCCCCAGAGGAAACUACUUUCCAUUUGCUUCACUUGUCUCUGAUGAGGGAAUAUAUCGACUAUGAAUUCUCUGAACUCAGGAAUCACAUCGGUGCAGACUAUGACUUGGAGCGGAUAAUAGACGACUGGAUUUUAAUGGGUUUCCUCGUAGGAAACGAUUUCAUCCCUCACCUUCCUAAUCUUCACAUUAACCACGAUGCUCUGCCGCUGUUGUACAAGACAUACAUCAGUGUGUUGCCCAGCCUGGGGGGUUACCUGAGGAACGGCCACCUGAACCUCCGAAACUUUGAGAAGUACCUGGAGAAGCUUUCUGAGUUUGACCGGGAGCAUUUCAGUGAAGUGUUCGUGGACCUGAAGUGGUUUGAGAGCAAAGUUGGUAACAAGUAUCUGAACGAGGCGGCAGGUCUGGCAGCGGAGAAGGAGGCUGCCGGCAAAGAUGGCAAUCAAAAGGAUUCCGCCCUCUGUCUGGCAGCUCUGUCCUCAUCAGAGAGAAUGACUGGAGAAGGAAAAGGCACAGUGGCUGAUGAAGAGGAGGAGGAAGACGACAUCUUUGAAACAGAGUUCAGACAGUACAAACGGACCUAUUAUAUGACCAAGAUGGGGGUGGAUGUGGUGUCUGAUGAGUUUCUAGCCACGCAGGCUCGGUGUUAUGUUGAAGGGAUCCAGUGGAUUCUCCACUACUACUACCAUGGAGUUCAGUCCUGGAGCUGGUACUACCCCUACCAUUACGCUCCUUUCCUCUCUGACAUCAAAAAUCUAUCAGAGUUGAAGUUGACCUUUGACCUUGGGACGCCCUUCAUGCCCUUCCAGCAGCUGUUGGCUGUUUUACCUGCUGCCAGUAUGGAACUGCUGCCUGAAUGUUACAGGCACCUGAUGACCAGUGAACGUUCUCCCAUUAUCGAGUACUAUCCACUGGACUUUAAAACGGAUCUAAAUGGAAAGCAGCAGGAAUGGGAGGCUGUGGUCCUUAUUCCCUUCAUAGACGAGAGGUGCUUACUAGCAGCCAUGGAACCUUACAAUUCUAAACUGACCCAAGGAGAGAAGGCCAGGAAUCGUCAUACAGAGUGUGCCAUCUACACCUACGAUAAAGAGAGCGAGUUCACAUAUUCGUCCCCCCUGCCUCAGAUGUUCCCCGACAUCAUACACUGCCGCGUCAGGAAAACAGACAUCCCGAUGGACGCCUGGCACGUUCCGCCGGAUCACGUCAGCGGGCGCAUCGACCGCUCGGCUCUGUACUUUUGUGGCUUCCCCACCCUUCAACACAUCAAACACAAGUUUUAUAAGAAGAAGAGUGGGGUGGUUGUGUUCCAGCAGAGCAGCCGAGGAGAGAACAUGAUGUUGGAGAUCACCGGUUCAGACGCAGAAACGACAUGUGAUGAGGUCGCUGCACAAACAGUGGGAAAGUCUAUAUUUGUCAACUGGCCCCAUCUGGAGGAAGCCCGGAUUGUUGCAGUGUCAGAUGGAGAGACCAAGUUUUCUCUAGAGGAACCUCCUGGUGUCCAAAGAGUCUACGACAGACCGUCCACACCUCCACCCACUAAAGUCACCUGUUUGUCCGACAAAGAGCAGAAGGACUGGCUCAAGGAUGUCCAGGGAAUCACCGAGCAUUACUUGAAGAGGAAAGGCAUCUUUGUGAAUGAGUGCGAGGUGCUUUUGUACGGCCAGCUGCUGACGGGAAGGAAGUACGUCCCCAAAGCCAAUGGGGUGGUGGAGCUGGAGAAACAGUGGGCCAAACAGGUCCUGCCUUUCGCCCACCAGACUGUCGUUAAGGACAUCAAGGCCUUUUACUCAUCGCUGACCUGCUUUACGAGCUUAGAUGAGCUGUUUCCUCAAACUACCACUGUUUUCAUGGUGGGGAACCCGUACUAUGGCGCAAUGGGGGAGGUGCAAGACUCUAGCGACGUGAUUAAAGAAGGUCGGGUUCGUGUGGUCUUCAACGUCCCACAUGAACCUCAACUGGAGCCCCUCAUCCAGAACCAACAUAAAUACUGUGUGAAGUACAGCCCGGGUUAUGUUCUGGCGUCUCGUCUAGGCAUCACCAGCUACCUCGUCUCCCGCUUUUCAGGAAGCAUCUUCAUCGGCAGAGGAUCCAAGAAGAAUCCCUGUGGAGAGCAAAGAGCUAAUGUUGGCCUGAACCUGAAGUUCAACAAGAAGAAUGAGGAGGUUCCCGGUUACACCAAAAGAACAGAGAAGGAGUGGCUGUACUCUGCGGCUGUGGAAGAACUGCUGGCAGAAUACCUGGACAGAUUUUCGGAGGUUUUCAACACGGUGUCGAGAAACAGCCACGAUGAUGUUUUCUACGAGGACGACAUCUGGCCUGGGGAGGACCAGAACGGAGCUGAGAAAGUGGCAGAGAUCACGUCAUGGUUGAAAGGCCACCCGGUCAGUUCCAUCAGCAGGGCCUCCUGUGACCUUCAGGUGCUGGACUCGGCCAUCGUGGAGAGGAUCGAGGAGGCGGUGGAAAAAACCAAGGUGAAGAAAAGCACCAGGAAAGUCCGUGUGACCGUCAAACCUCAUCUUCUGUUCAGGCCUCUGGAGCAGCAGCAGGGUGUCGUCCCAGACCCCGACGCCGAGUAUCGCCUGUUUGACCGAGUCGUCAACAUCAGAGAGAGUUUCACCGUCCCACUGGGGCUCAGGGGAACCGUUAUUGGCAUCAAAGGAGCCGAGCGAGAGGCAGAGGUUCUCUAUGAAGUUCUGUUUGACGAAGAAUUUGCCGGAGGUCUUACUAUCAGAUGUACGGCCCCUCGAGGUUACCGCCUCCCUCCCUGUGCACUCAUUAACCUCUCCCACGGAGCCCGAGUGGACCACACCUCGCACAAACUCACCGCCAUCGUCAAACCUCAGCCCGCCGCCGCCGCAAACUUCAAUUCUAACCGGCAGCUUGGCGGACUUAACCACUCACCGCGGUCGCCGUUUAUACCCACACAGCAUAACAACAAACAUGGCGUGGUGAAGGCUGCCUCCCAGGGCAACAGGAACUCUCCUUCUAAAGGUCCCAUUCAGAAACAACAGGCCAAGGGUAAAGAGGAAUACAACAACGUGUGGCAGUCUCUGCAGAACUGUGGCCCUCCCCACAAACCUCCUGCCCACUGGCACAGCAACGAUGAACAAUCACAACACGGGAAGAACCUGCAAACAACCAACAAACCUGCCUCAGUUAGUAGUAUCAGACUAUUGAAGAAAAAUGAAGACCCCACCUCCAUUUUCCCCCCACAGAACGCCAGCAAGGCUACAACUGAAUUCGAGGACCUCAUAGCCAACCUCAAGAUCUCCAAGGGCAGCCAGCAGACUCCGCCCCCUCCCGCUCUUCCACAAGCGUCCACCAGCCAGUCCGAUGGACCGCUGUCUCCGCAGUCCUUCGCCAUGAAGGGAACCCUGGUGUUGAAGGAGAUGCUGAAGAUCGACGGUGCCGGAACAGGAAGUCCGUCUUCACAAGAGAUGAACAACUCCAUCCAUUCAGGAGGACAGCAGCAGAACAGGAGGCGAUCGGCUAAGAAAAUGGCUGCGAAAAUCAACGUCCCACACGGAGAAUCUGCUUCUCCCAUCGCACCCCCCUCAGCCAACUUCUCCAACGCCAUGAUGGGCAGUAAAGUGUCUGAACUGGCCUGUGUGUGCGUGGGCCUGGGCAUGACGCCGCCCGAUUUCAGCUUCAUACGCAGCAGACAGGGGCUGGUGGUGUGUCAGGUGAAGCUGUCCAACGGGCUGAUGGUUCACGGGCCGCAGUGCCAGUCGGAGAACGACGCCAAGGAGAAAGCCGCCUUCUUCGCCCUCCAAAGACUGAACUCCGUGGGGUCGGGCUUCCCCCUCCCUCCCCCUCUGUACCCUGGAAUGCCCCAGAUCAGACCCCCGCACCUCGGAGCCAUGAACGCCGUCUUCAACCAGUCAGGUGGGCUCCUGUUGCCCCCCCAGGGUUAUGGCCCCGCCCCCCUCUGGGGCAUGGCGCUGCCUCCUCACCACCAACAGAACCAACAGUUCUACGGGGCAGCGGGGACCUUCCCCGGCGCCGCCCGCCCUCCGCCGGCGACGUCGGCGCCCAUCGGGUCGCACAACCAGUUCAUCCCACUGCAGGUGACGAAGAAGAGGGUUUCCGCCAACAAGAAGAACCAGGAGACCAGGGAGUUUUACAGCGCCGCCCAGACCGUCGCCAGGAACCAAUCACAGAAAGGCCACGCCCAGGCCACGCCCGGCCAAUCAGACGCCCAGGCCGCGAAACCCCACCAGCGCGACACCGGCUUCGUCGCUUCCAGCCCGAGUCCGGCGGAAACCGGCGUCGUGACGACGGACGCUCCGUACACGCCCCCUCGACAGAACGCCCCUUCAACAGGCCACACCCCCGGCUCCGCCUCCAAGAGGAAACACAGGAAGCUGGCCGUCAACUUCGAAGCCGCGAAAGUGUCUGAGUGAUGAGGUGUGUGUGUGUGUGUGUGUGACUCCUCCCCCAGGACGCACACAAUGAACACGUCCAUGCGUUUUUUGCGUAGAAUUCCGUUGCCUUUUCGGGUUAAACCGCGGCCGGUGUGAGCGUCUACGGUGCGUUCAAGCCAAAAUCUGUGCUGUUUUUCUUUUCGUCUCCUUUGCAUCAGUCAUUGUUUUAAGGAUUAUUUCCAUAAAUCAGGAUCUGACGACUCGCCUGAACAUUAAACGUACAGUGGAACCAGAUUACGCAGACGUUUGAGGACGUUCAGCCGCAAAAUAAACCUCAGUUUGGCUCGUUUUAGUCAAAAUCAUACUAGAUCUAAGAAAAUAAAUGUUAAUUUCCUCAUUAAGAAGCAGUUAAAGCGUCUUCCACAUUGAAACACGUUGAAAAAUAAUCAAGUUUUGCAGAAAAAAAAAAAAAAGGUGACUGGUUCAUUCAAAGACAAUUGCAAAUUUGUACUUUUUUUAAAAUCCAGAAACUAUUUUUGGACCUUUCAUUGUUAAGGGAAGGGGCGUCAGUGUUUAAUGAGCAUAAAAAUGUCUUUUUUUAUAGAGAUGCAUCAAGUGAAAAAGUCUGUAAGAUUCUUCAAAUGAUAUUUUGGCCGAUACCGAUGUUACCUGCUGUUCCUUGAUUUAUUUUUGGUUAUUUAUCCCCCCCUUAACAAAGAAUUCUACAUGAGGGUUUGGGUUGUUUUAAAGUCUUUCAGUCAUUUGUCACAUUAUCUUUGAAUGAAAACAGAUUCAAACCAAUAAAUGUGU
This is a messenger RNA of Sphaeramia orbicularis (orbiculate cardinalfish), 6066 nucleotides long. It is a transcript of the gene xrn1, whose product is annotated as 5'-3' exoribonuclease 1. Gene Ontology annotation, biological process: rRNA catabolic process; nuclear-transcribed mRNA catabolic process. Lineage: Eukaryota; Metazoa; Chordata; Actinopteri; Kurtiformes; Apogonidae. Gene Ontology annotation, cellular component: nucleus. The record is from RefSeq and is a predicted model, not a curated record. Gene Ontology annotation, molecular function: RNA binding; 5'-3' RNA exonuclease activity.